Molecule: messenger RNA, 858 nt
Organism: Carcharodon carcharias (great white shark)
Lineage: Eukaryota; Metazoa; Chordata; Chondrichthyes; Lamniformes; Lamnidae
Gene: hddc3
Product: HD domain containing 3
Exons: 4
Coding region: 41-583 (180 amino acids)
Molecular function (GO): guanosine-3',5'-bis(diphosphate) 3'-diphosphatase activity
Source: RefSeq, a predicted model, not a curated record
AGCUCCGCUUCUUGCCGCAGAUCCGGAUGCGGAAGGCGCAAUGAGCACUGACGUGCAGCAGAUCCUGGAAGCCGCUGACUUUGCAGCAAAAAAGCACAAAAAUCAGCGGCGCAAAGAUCCGGAGGGAACUCCAUACAUCAACCACCCGCUGGGUGUUUCCCGAAUUUUGACCUAUGAAGCUGGAAUUACAGAUGUGGUCACCUUACAGGCAGCACUUCUCCACGAUACUGUUGAAGAUACAGACACGACCCUUGCAGAGAUUGAGGAGACAUUUGGAGAGAAGGUGCGGCGUAUUGUUGCUGAGGUGACAGAUGAUAAGUCUCUUUCGAAGGAGGAGCGAAAGCAGCAACAGAUCCAACAUGCCCCUCACUGCAGCUACGAAGCUAAACUGGUGAAACUGGCAGAUAAAUUGUACAACCUGAGGGAUCUUAAACGCUGCACUCCAGCAGGUUGGACAGAGAAACGCGUUGAAGAAUAUUUCAUCUGGGCUUCCCGAGUCAUUGCUGGACUUAGAGGAACGAAUCAGGCCUUGGAAAAGAGCCUGGAUACACUGUUCAAAGAAAGAAACAUCCUUACCGGAUAACGUGUUUCUGUUUGGAAGAGAUGAAACGUUGAGAUAGAAGAUCGAGCAAUGCUUUACAAUCGGGUCUGUAAUUGUGAAACAAUGUUUUAAAUAACUAUCUUUCACCAAGGUAACAAUCUUUAAAUCUAAAUAUUCAGAAAUGUGCUUACAUUCAGAUUCACUUCCUGACAUAUUUUGUUGAAUUAAAUAUAUUGGUGCUGCUUAAUUCCCUGUUGUUGCUGUGAAUUCUUCUCUGUUUUCUUUAAAAUAAAGAUUAUUGUUCUGUUGGACUAGCA